Molecule: messenger RNA, 1548 nt
Organism: Phytomonas sp. EM1
Lineage: Eukaryota; Euglenozoa; Kinetoplastea; Trypanosomatida; Trypanosomatidae
Source: the annotation of a GenBank genome assembly
GUAGUCUUUCCCUGAGCAUUUCAACACUUACCUCGAAAUUGACAUCAUUGCACUAAAAGGUCACAUAACAUCACCCAUACCCUUAUCCACAGAUGUCCUCGCUCCCUGUCAUUGACAUUUCCCCCUUAUACGAUGAUAACAAAGGGGCCCUGAUGGACGUCGCGCACGCUAUCGACAAUGCUUGCCGUACAUGGGGUUUCUUUUACAUCAUCGGACACAGAAUUCCUGAGUCCCGCUUCAAGGAGCUCCGCAUGAUGGCCGAAAAAUUCUUCUCACUGCCUCUUGAGGAAAAGCUCAAAAUUGACAUUACCAAAUCAUUGGUACAUCGUGGGUAUGGUAUUACGUCAGCUGAACAGCUCGAUCCCAGUGUAUCAACGGACUACAAGGAAACCUUUGACAUGGGGUGUGACUUGCCGCCAGAUCAUCCAUCUGUUAGGGCAGGAGAGCCGUUGCGUGGUUCUAACCAACACCCCGACAUUCCAGGCUGGAGAGAUCUCAUGGAAACACACUAUAAAGACAUGAUGAACUUGGCCCUCCAACUGCUGCGCGCGGUAGCGCUCGCCCUAGGUGCCGACGAGGGUUUCUUUGUCGAAAAGUUCAACGAGCCACUGAGCGUAUUUCGCAUGAUCCACUACCCCGCGCUACCCGAGGAGAAAGGCCGUGUUACUUGUGGCGCCCAUAGCGAUUAUGGUAUCGUGACGCUUCUGUAUCAGGACACGGUGGGCGGCCUGCAGGUACUCAACACACACGGUGAGUGGAUAGAUGCGCCACCGAUUCCCAAUAGCUUUGUGGUGAACAUCGGGGACAUGAUGAGUAUGUGGAGCAACGGUGCCUACAAGAGCACCAAGCAUCGCGUGGUGAGCUCAGGUGUGGAACGCUAUUCCAUGCCCUUCUUCACGGAGCCCAACCCCAGUACGCUCAUCAGCUGCCUGCCGAAUUGCUCUAGCGAUGAAAAUCCACCGAAAUAUCCGCCGGUUCGCGCAGUGGACUGGCUGUUGAAGAGGUUCAGCGAGACGUACAAGCACCGCGCUAAGGCGUGAGCCCAUAGUAGAUGCUCUGCAUGUGCGUUUUCAUCAAAAAACUUUAGGAGAGGCCAACUCCUGAACGAGAAAUUAAAGUACCACUAUAAAUCUUACAUAAUAUUUAAUUCGUCCCAAAUAUUUUACUAGUUAUUCAAUUCCUUCCUGCAGAUACCUACUCUAAUAUUGAACGCUUCGCAAAAAUUGUACGCAUCACGAUCGUGUGUUAGUUUAUAUUCUACUUUAUUCUAGGAACUUUAAAAAACGCUAACUGGGAUAUAUUCAGCAUUAAGCAAAUCAAAAUGUCUUUGAAACCCCAUUUUUAUCAUCUGAAUUUUCCCAAUUUUAGAGAGUUGCGCUCCGUUGAUAAGUGAACAACUCGUUAAUUGCAUAUUUUAUAUGGUAUAUAACUAUUAUUUCACGCCCGUUGAUAUAAUCAUCCUAACCACUUCCCUUUUAAAGAUAAAGUUGAUCAUCUCUGGUAAAUGUUGUACGUGUGGAUAUAAUUUGGUAAAAACUUGAAUUGCAA